ACUUAAACCCCCGACUCAUAUUACGCCUCUACCACCUAAACCGCCUUCGAUAAGUAUAAAUAGAGACUCAUGGAUGCGAUUGCAACCAAAUUACACUUUCAAUUUCGCUAAUCCGUUUCUAUAUUUCUACUCGCCGGAAUUUCACCAUCUCCGACCAAGCUUCCCACUUGUUCUUACCGAGCUCUUCCAGAGUUUGGAAAGAGCGGAGGCUAAACGGCAGCACCGGCAACAAGUCUGCAGCCACGUAUAGUGAACAGAACCGUGCACAACCGAUCUACGGUUGGGAUGAACCAAAGCAGCUAGCUUAAGAAACCAAACGGCCCGUUUGGAAGGUUUGGGUCCCCUCUACAAACAGGUGUUGGUGCGAUGUAGUUCGCUUCGUUUUUCGGCAAAUUGUCGAUGUCUCUCUCCGGAAACGCCAAUACGUCGUCCCACGGCCGGCUUAUCUCUGGUUGUUUUUCUGUUGGAUCUUGAACACGGAUUUUGACUUUUGCGAAUUUUGACUUUAGUCAGCUUUGACUUUCUGUUUUUUAACCUUGAAUUUAAAAUUCAUACAUUACAACCGCAGCAGAAAACGAGCGUCGAUACAAACAUGAAGAUCAGUCAGUAUCAUCCGGUAUGAAUCAUUACAUAAAAUCCACUUUAGAGUGUUCAUAUUAAAGUUAAGAGUAAAAUGCCAUUUUCGACCCUCAGUUUUGACUCGUUUUGCGACUUUCGUCCAAAGGUUGUUUUUUUGCAUCUGUAUCUAAAAUGUUUGAACUCUUAUUUUCAUCGGGAUCGUUAACUUCAUGCAUUUUUAAACGAUCCCACGCGUAUAAUGGAAGCAAUGUCAAAAAUACCGCUUGUUGGGUCAACUUCGUUUGACGUUUCUAAUCGAAAACCGUCUCCUACAAGGCCCGUGGAGUCAAACGCUGCUAGGAAGCUUAAAGGGCAAUCAAUGAACAAAAGUUGGGACGGAUGUUUAGAACAAAAAGACGGGAAAAAGUCGGUUUCUUUAGCUAUUCAGGCGAAAGUCAACGUUAAAAAACGAGAGGGUUUGACUUUAAACGGAGCAAAAUCUGCGAACAAUCAACCAGUUUGUGAAAAGAACACACUCAAGAAACCUGCUACAAACAAAGUGCUCAAACCGAACAAUAAAAAGCAGAAUUGUGUACCCGAUAGAGUAAAAUCUCCUGCAAAAUCUUCGGUAUCUUCUACGAAUACGCAAUCUAGAAAAUCGGUUUCUGAUAAGCGCUCAGCGGCUAUAAUUGCGGCGAACAAAACCGUUGAUCGUUGGAAACGUUUAACCGAAGAUGUUAAAAACAAGGGUUGUGCUAAACAAGAUAGAAAUGGAAAAGUUGCAUCUAAAUCUAAUGGUUUGGAUGUUAUUUCUUUUACGUUCACAUAUCCAAUUUCGCGAUCAACGGAUAAGAUUAACCGAAAUAGUUUGAGCUCAGCAACCGGAGGUGGUUCGUUAAGUACCCUUUUGGAUCAACAACUACGGGAGUUAACGGCGAUGAGUCCGGCUUCGGUUUAUCACGAAUCGAGAAUCACGAGAACCAUAAUCUUCCAAGACAAAAGAAACCAAGACGGAACCAGUAAAGACGCUCAAGUAGCGGGUCAAGAAUUCGGUGCAGUUUUCUCAACGAUACUGACGAAAACCGAAGCUGAUCCCGACUCAUCUGGCAAUGAGUCAGAACGCGUGUACAUAAAAAACAUACUUUCGGGCAUCGAGUCAAUGUUUGAGGAUUUUACCUUAAACAGGGCCAGCAAGAUUGUGUUUGACAAGAAGCUCAAAAACCGGUUUUUGACAAGAAACACGAGCCAAAGUUAAGGCGUAAGCUCGUGUUUGACUGUGUGAGCGAGUGCAUUGACUCGAGAUGUGCAGUUUGGUUAAGAGGGCUAGCAGUUGUAACAAGAAAAGACCGGUUGGUUGAAGAUGUGUGUAAUAAGGUCAAUGAGUGGGAACAGAUGAAAGAUUGUAUGGUGGAUGAGCUUGUUGACAAGGAUAUGAGUUGUGGUCAACAUAAAAAGUGGCUCGAUUUUGACUUGGAAGCGUUUGAAAUCGGAGUUGAGAUCGAAGGGCGAUUACUUGGGUCGUUAAUCGAUGAGGCUGUUGUUGAUAUGUUGGUAUCGUAGGUAUGAUCGAAUGCACAAAAUGUUGUUGAUUGAUCUUAAGUUUAUGGUUUUUUUUUUU
This is a messenger RNA of Helianthus annuus (common sunflower), 2176 nucleotides long. RefSeq lists its product as uncharacterized. The transcript is spliced from 3 exons. Bases 818 to 1813 code for a protein of 331 amino acids. Lineage: Eukaryota; Viridiplantae; Streptophyta; Magnoliopsida; Asterales; Asteraceae. The record is from RefSeq and is a predicted model, not a curated record.